Wickerhamiella sorbophila is the source of this 570-nucleotide messenger RNA. RefSeq lists its product as hypothetical. The transcript has a single exon. NCBI's taxonomy places the organism in Eukaryota, Fungi, Ascomycota, Dipodascomycetes, Dipodascales, Trichomonascaceae. The coding region runs from base 1 to 570 and encodes 189 amino acids. The record is from RefSeq and is a predicted model, not a curated record.
AUGCCAGAACCCGAGUUCAAAUGCGAAUGUGGUUACUUUACGCACCGUUCGUUCAAUUUCAAAAGACACCAGCAGGGAACUACCUGUCCUCAGUCGCCCAAUUUCGGUAAGCCCCCACAAACCAAUACCCCCAAAGCCGGUGCCGCAAAACGACGCAAUUCAGUAUCAGAGCCGUCCACGGCCAAGAAACCAAAUCCGCCCUACAGCAAUGAAAAGCACCAGCUGGGAUACCUUUUGGGAGGCACAUGCGAGAUCGAUGCCAUGCCACCACCGCCAACCGUGACGCGGAAUGGGGCACAGAUGGGCAUUUUCAUCACCCCACCAGCACCUCACCAAAAGGCAGUUCAAUCGCUCAUGUCGCAAACAAGCCAUCUUUCUUCAACGAUUUCACCCCCGGGAACUCCGAUCCCGUCGCGAUUCUACCACCAGGACCGGCUAUCGCUCCCCGGCCAAGUGCCAAUUGAAGAACACGAAAAAGUGGUUGAAAAAGUACGCAAGCUAGAGGCCUGGCGAGCCCGCGUAAGGCGUAAUGUCAACUUUCUGCUCGAAGAUAUCGCUAACGAAGAGUGA